GCGCUCUGCUUCUCCAUAACCCUCCUGUGGCCCCGCAAAAGGCGCAGGUGGCGCGGAUUGAAACAUGGCGGGCGUGAGCUCUUCCGAUCCCGGCUCGGUUUCGGCCGCCGGCCCGGUGCAGCAGGGGCUUAAGGAAGCUUUGAUAGAAACUCUUACGGCCAUCCUUUCCCCGGUGCAGGAAGUGCGGGCGGCCGCGGAGGAGCAGAUCAAAGUGCUGGAAGUGACAGAAGAGUUUGGGGUACACUUGGCAGAGCUUACAGUAGACCCUCGGGGAGCUCUUGCUAUUCGGCAGCUGGCCUCGGUCAUCCUGAAGCAGUAUGUGGAGACACACUGGUGUUCCCAGUCAGAGAAGUUCCGUCCCCCUGAAACAACUGAUCGGGCAAAAGCGGCAAUCCGGGAGCUGCUUCCUGGGGGCUUGCGAGAGUCCAUCAGUAAGGUGCGCUCCAGUGUUGCUUAUGCUGUGUCGGCCAUUGCUCACUGGGACUGGCCUGAGGCUUGGCCGCAGCUUUUCACCCUUCUCAUGGAAAUGCUGGUCAGCGGAGACAUCAAUGCUGUGCAUGGUGCCAUGAGAGUCCUCACAGAGUUCACUCGUGAGGUAACAGACACUCAGAUGCCCCUAGUGGCGCCUGUGAUUUUGCCUGAAAUGUACAAGAUCUUCACUAUGGUGGAGGUCUACAGCAUUCGCACUCGGUCCAGGGCAGUUGAAAUCUUUACCACUUGUGCCAACCUGAUUUGUGCCAUUGAAGAACUGGAGAAGGGUGCAGCCAAAGCCCUCAUCUUUCCUGUGGUGCAACAGUUUACUGAGGCCUUUGUCCAGGCACUUCAGAUGCCUGAUGGACCAUCUUCUGAUAGUGGCCUGAAGAUGGAGGUCCUAAAGGCUUUGACUGCUCUGGUGAAGAACUUCCCCAAACCCAUGGUUUCCAGCAUGCAGCAGAUUUUGCCUAUUGUGUGGAACACACUGACUGAAAGUGCUGCCUUUUAUGUCAGAACAGAGGUUAACUAUACUGAGGAGGUGGAUGAUCCUGUUGACUCUGACGGAGAGGUUCUUGGGUUUGAGAACCUGGUAUUCAGCAUAUUUGAAUUUGUCCACACACUUCUGGAGAACAACAAGUUCAAAAGCACAGUGAAGAAGGCUUUACCAGAGCUUAUCUACUACAUCAUCUUAUACAUGCAGAUCACUGAGGAUCAGAUAAAGGUGUGGACUGCCAACCCUCAACAGUUUGUUGAAGAUGAGGAUGAUGAUACCUUCUCCUACUCCGUUCGGAUUUCGGCUCAGGACCUUUUGCUGGCAGUGGCUACAGAGUUCCAGAAUGAGAGUGCAGCAGCACUGGCUGCAGCAGCCUCGCGGCACCUGCAGGAGGCAGAGCAAGCCAAGAGUAGUGGCACCGAGCACUGGUGGAAGAUCCAUGAGGCGUGCAUGCUGGCACUGGGCUCUGUCAAGACCAUAAUCACAGAGAAUGUGAAGACUGGCCGUGUGCAGUUUGACAUGCAUGGCUUCCUUGCCAAUGUCAUUCUAGCUGAUCUCAACCUGGCAGCUGCUUCCCCAUUCCUCCUGGGCCGGGCCCUCUGGGCUGCCAGCCGCUUCACCACAGCCAUGUCGCCAGAGCUCAUCCAGCAAUUUCUCCAGGCCACUGUCAGUGGCUUGCACGAUAGCCAGCCACCCUCCGUGCGCAUCUCAGCUGUCCGUGCUAUCUGGGGGUACUGUGACCAGCUGAAGCUGUCAGAGAGCACACACAUCUUGCAGCCCUUCUUGCCCAGCAUUCUGGAAGGACUGGUGCAGCUUGCAGCCCAAUUCAGCUCAGAGGUGCUUACCUUGGUGAUGGAGACAUUGUGCAUUGUGUGCACUGUUGAUCCAGCUUUCACCACCAGUGCGGAGAACAAGAUCUGCCCACUCACCAUUGCCAUCUUUCUGAAAUACAGCAAUGACCCAGUCGUGGCUUCUCUGGCUCAGGACAUUUUUAAGGAAUUGGCUCAGAUUGAGGCCUGUCAGGGUCCAAUGCAGAUGCGGCUCAUCCCCACGUUAGUCAGCAUCAUGCAGGCACCCCCUGACAAGAUCCCUUCCGGCCUGUGUGCGACGGCCAUAGACAUCCUGACCACGGUGGUACGCAAUACAAAGCCCCCUCUUUCGGAAAUGCUCAUGUGCCAAGCUUUCCCUGUGGUAGCACAGUGCACGUUACACACAGAUGACAACACCACAAUGCAGAAUGGUGGUGAGUGCUUGCGGGCCUAUGUGUCUGUGGCACUGGAGCAGGUGGGUCAGUGGCAAGAUGACCAGGGCCACAGCGGCUUGUGGUACGUCAUGCAGGUGGUCAGUCAACUAUUGGACCCCCGCACCUCCGAGUUCACGGCUGCUUUUGUGGGCCGGCUGGUGUCUACACUCAUUGCACGUGCUGGCACGCAGUUGGGUGACCAGCUCGACCAGAUCUUGCGUGCCAUUCUCAGCAAGAUGCAGCAGGCUGAAACACUCAGUGUCAUGCAGUCCCUUAUCAUGGUAUUUGCUCACCUGGUGCACUCCCAGCUGGAGCCCUUACUAGAAUUUCUGUGCAGCCUGCCAGGCCCCACAGGCAAGCCUGCCCUGGAGUUUGUCAUGACUGAAUGGAUGAGCCGCCAGCACCUCUUCUAUGGCCAAUAUGAGGGCAAAGUCAGCACGGUGGCCCUGUGUAAACUCCUCCAGCAUGGCAUCAACACCAACGACAAACGCUUGCAGGACAUUGUGGUCAAGGGGGAAGAGAUCUUUAGCCCAGAGGAGGGAAUUCGAACACGCUCCAAAAGUGCCAAAAAUUCAGAGCGAUGGACAAACAUUCCUCUAGUGGUGAAGAUCUUCAAACUCAUUGUCAACGAGUUGUCAUCUGUGGUUGAAGCAAAUGCCACCAGAGCAUCGGGAGCUGACUGGAGUCAAGAUUCAGGGGACAUGUGGGAGGAGCAGGAAGAUGAAGAUGAUGAUGAUGAAGAGGGACUGUCAGGCCAGUUGCUGUCGGACAUCAUUGCCUCCAACAAAUACGAUGAUGAUUACUAUGAAGAUGAUGAUGAGGAGGACCCAGAUGCUUUGAAAGACCCAAUAUAUCAAAUUGAUCUCCAGGCCUACCUGACCGACUUUCUGACCCAGUUUGCCCAGCAGCCCUGCUAUGCCAUGUUCUCCAGCCAUCUGAAUGAAGCCGAGAGGAGAGUCCUGCAGUCUGUUGGCAUUUAAGACAUAGCACUCCUAGCCACUGGUUGCAGCACUUUUCAUACUUACACUGCCUCCAUCACGCAUAAGAUCCAGUGUUCCCUGAUGUUACAGAAUCUUUUCAAACCUUUUUGCCAUACAGUGGAAUGUGGGUGCAAAAGAGGCUUUAAUCUGCAUAAAUACUUUUCGCCGUCUCACAUCUCUGGCAGCAAAGACUAUUGCAGACACAGACUGGCCUGGAACCCCUGAACUGUACAGGAAGCAAAUGGUGGAAGAUUGGGUGGUGGGAAGAAGGUGGCGAUAUAAAGCACACACGACUGCAUGAAUUGCUUGUCCCACCAAGGACUGGGAAAUGUAGCAGUCGGGCAUCCUGCCAGAAGUCAAGUAGCAGAAGUGGCCUUUUGAUGACCUUGGGAAGCGGUUUCACACCAUAUUGGAUAUGAGAGACUGCAAGCGUCUUCAACCUGCCCCAGACUCCACUUACACCCAUGUUCCAGGUGUGCUCCUGCACCCUGUUUUGUGCUUUCUAGAGCUCUUUGGGGACAUUGUAGUAUGAGAGACUAAACAUGACACUGCAAAGGCACAAACUGGUGGCUGGCUUGUUCUCGACAAUUAUUUUUUGGAUAAUGUGAUUGGGAAUAAUCUCAUUUGUCUGACUGGGAUUGGUGGUUUGCAGGCAGAUGAAGGGACAAGGCCUCUCUCAUGGCAGUACAUUGGCUUCAGAAAUUCAUAAAAGCACUGGAGUCUGAGAACUUUUGAAAAUAAAAGGCCCCAAAAUGGCCUCCUCCUCAGUCUUCUCUUUUGUUUUGUCAGGCUCUCCUUGCUGUGAUACAGGUCAAUCUGUGGUUUUAGGAAAUGGGGCCGAAAUGUUUUACAAGGGAUCAGCCUCUUACUGUUUAAACCUAAUUAUUUGGACAGAUUUUGUAACUUGAACCUCAGUCUUAGUGAUGGAACAUUGUUUCCUCCAUUUUGAAGUAGGUAAGUAAGUUGAUUAGCAAUUAGCCUUCGGCAUCCUGAAUCACUGUUAUACAGUAUUACUGAAAGGACUGUCUGCCAGUAAUGGAGCAAGGAUUCUAAGGAAGAGAUUCGUUCUUAAGAUUGUGUUUCAGAUCAAAUGCACCAGUGGGAAAUGUGUAAUGAUGGGAUCUGACUGGUUCUCCAUCGAAUGAUGUUAUAAUGGUACUGGAAGGAAAGUAUAAAUGUGGCAGGAAGUCAUAUUGAACUGAUGCAAAUCUUUCACCAUUGUAUGUCUGGGGCUUUCAUCAUUUAAUCACCUCAGAAAUCACCAUGUUUAAAAACUUGGGCUUGUCUAAAUGCACAAAUUGUGCUGCCUGUGUAUCACGAGCAUCAAAUUCAAUUCCUAGUGGCAUGGAAGUAUCCAGCUUUUUUAUCAAAAUUGCCCCUUAAGUACUUCAGUUAGUUGCAUUUUAACAUUUAACAUAGUAAAGCACAUAAGCAGGUUUUCAAUAGAAAAUAUGUACUUCAGUUUUGGGGGAAAUGUAUUCAGAAAUAAUGCUGAUACUGAACUUUUUUGAGCUGGAGCAAUAGACUGUAAGCCAUAGACCACUACCUGCUAGGAAGUCAGUUUCACACUUCUGCCCUAUUAUGUUCUUCCUUGUGAAAGAUUAUUUUACUGCUGUGUAAUAUGAUCAAAAAAGAAUGCAUGUGUUUUCAGAACCACAGAUGCAAUCAGCCUCUUUGAGAGAUGUUACCAACCCCCUGUAUCAUGUGGUUGGAUGUGUAUGUAGGUGCGUGCACUUAAUGUGGACUAAUUUAUCAAUGCAUUGGAAAUAUACCAUUACGUUGCUUCCUGCUUAAUUUGUUCAAAUUCAUAUUCUGUCUUUACACAUACAGAGGCUCCCCUGGAUAGAUUUUUAAAUCUGUGUGUAACAUUUUAAAGCAGUGGAUAUUAAGCUCAAGCUGUUAGGUGCAUAAAUAGAAGGAAAGCCAGCCUGUCAAGGCUAGUGUAAAUGCUCAAGGAUGUGGUUGGAUGUGGUCAAAGUGUGACAUGGAUAAGACUGCUUAAAAUGCCUGACCACUGAGCUUUUACAUUGUACAGCUUUUCUCCCACACCAUUAAAUUGUUUGAUUUCAUGUGAGUUGAACUGAAUCACCAAUUUUAAAAUAAGAAACUUGAAGGCUGUAAUUCCCUGUCUCUGCUGUACAUUAUGAAACUAUAUAAGAUUUUCACUAUUCACCUGAUUCUUUUUCUGGAAAGCCACUUCAGACUUUGUGUGUGUACUGAAUGUCUGGCAUAUUUGUUGGAAAUUAUUUUGCAAAAAAUGCAUUAAGGGAAAUCCUAAUACAAAUUAUAAUGUAAAUGGCAAAAUCCUCUUAAUUGUACAGACAUAUUCUAUGUAUGGCAAUGUUAAAGGAGAGGAUACUUUUCACUGUGGUAAAUUUCUAGACCCUAUGAGCUAUUAAAUAAUAAAAAUGGCUUUGUUUAGUUUCGAGAAAGUGGGAGAAUAAAAGCAGGUAACGCAAAAGAAAAAUGCA
Molecule: messenger RNA, 5661 nt
Organism: Scleropages formosus (Asian bonytongue)
Lineage: Eukaryota; Metazoa; Chordata; Actinopteri; Osteoglossiformes; Osteoglossidae
Gene: ipo9
Product: importin 9
Exons: 24
Coding region: 65-3190 (1041 amino acids)
Biological process (GO): protein import into nucleus
Cellular component (GO): cytosol; nuclear envelope
Molecular function (GO): small GTPase binding
Source: RefSeq, a predicted model, not a curated record